UAUAAAAAGAAAAAAGAAAAGGGGCAAAAUACUGGCUCUUCUUGAAUUUGACAAAGUCGCGGUGGUUGUGGUGGUGGUCGUCGUCGGAGCUGUGUGUGUUAGCGAUUUGAGAUGGUGAAGGAGACGGGAUACUACGACGUGCUCGGAGUGAGUCCGGUGGCCACCGAGUCGGAGAUUAAGAAAGCUUAUUACAUCAAGGCGCGCCAAGUUCAUCCAGAUAAGAACCCAAACGAUCCUCUCGCUGCUCAGAAUUUUCAGGUUCUUGGGGAGGCUUAUCAAGUACUCAGUGAUCCUAGCCAGCGACAAGCCUAUGAUGCCUAUGGAAAAUCAGGAAUCUCAACCGAGGCAAUCAUCGAUCCUGCUGCAAUCUUUGCUAUGCUUUUUGGAAGCGAGCUAUUUGAGGAGUACAUAGGCCAGCUUGCCAUGGCGUCCAUGGCUUCAAUGGACAUGUUCACGGAAGGGGAACAAUUUGAUUCUAAGAAGUUACAAGAUAAAAUGAGGGUUGUUCAAAGGGAACGAGAAGAAAAGCUUGCAGAAACUCUCAAGGACCGACUCAACCAAUACGUGCAAGGAAACAUCCAAGAAUUUUUGAGUCAUGCUCGAGAUGAAGCGGAAAAGCUUUCCAAAGCAGCUUAUGGUGUUGAUAUGUUGAACACAAUUGGCUAUAUAUAUGUAAGACAAGCCGCUAAAGAACUAGGGAAGAAGGCAAUCUAUUUGGGUGUGCCAUUUAUUGCCGAGUGGUUUAGAAACAAAGGGCAUUUCAUCAAAUCCCAAGUAACAGCUGCAACAGGUGCAAUUGCUUUGAUUCAGUUACAAGAAGACAUGAAAAAACAACUCAGUGCGGAGGGAAACUACACAGAGGAAGAGCUUGAAGAAUACAUGCGAAAUAACAAAAAGUUGAUGACCGAUUCUCUUUGGAAGCUCAAUGUGGCAGAUAUCGAGGCUACUCUCUCCCGUGUUUGUCAAAUGGUUCUUCAAGAUAACAAUGCCAAGAAAGAGGAGCUCCGUGCACGAGCAAAGGGGUUGAAGACUCUUGGUAAAAUAUUUCAGGCGGUUAAACCAAACAAUGGGAAUGAGAGAGAAACAGAGGUACAUCAACUGAAUGGAAGUGAAUCGAGCUCAUGUUCCCCUACCUCUAAUGGUGUUACCACCCCAACAUCUUCAAAUGUUGAAGCACAGUCUUAUCCGGCAUUCGCAUCACAGCCCUCUCAGAGCCCGUACGUGGAAGCCCCCCAGUUUACAUAUAACUUCCCGACACCAACAGCACCUCCGGGUGCUCUGAGACAUGCCUCCUCGACAGGCAGAGAUUAGAGGAGAAAGUCGUUGAUUCAUUUGUGUGUUGUGUAGUAUAUGAAGAUGGAGGCGUUAUCUUUCUUGUAUGUAAUCAAAGUUGUGGUUGUGAUGUGUUGUCUUGUGCCGUUACGUUUUAUUUGGAGAUGGAAUGGAUUAUACAUAUUUUUACAUGUAGACAAAGAAAGAUGAAAGGUUGGUAGAUGCUCUGCUAUGUUAGACAUAUAAUAGACCUUAUAUUCUUAUUCCAAAGUCACCAGUGGGCUGCAUUGUUAGGUAACAUGCUCCUGCUGGAGUGACUGACGCAUUUUGUGUUUUUGUUUGCCCUUUUUCAUUGGUACGUGUAACGUGUGUAUAUUCAUUCGAUCGAUCAAUAGUCACUUCAUUCAUUCA
Messenger RNA from Humulus lupulus (European hop), 1683 nucleotides. RefSeq names its product chaperone protein dnaJ 10-like. The coding region runs from base 112 to 1311 and encodes 399 amino acids. NCBI's taxonomy places the organism in Eukaryota, Viridiplantae, Streptophyta, Magnoliopsida, Rosales, Cannabaceae. The transcript has 10 exons. The record is from RefSeq and is a predicted model, not a curated record.